This is a messenger RNA of Belonocnema kinseyi, 513 nucleotides long. RefSeq lists its product as uncharacterized. The transcript has a single exon. Lineage: Eukaryota; Metazoa; Arthropoda; Insecta; Hymenoptera; Cynipidae. The record is from RefSeq and is a predicted model, not a curated record. The coding region runs from base 1 to 513 and encodes 170 amino acids. Gene Ontology annotation, molecular function: nucleic acid binding. Gene Ontology annotation, biological process: DNA integration.
AUGGAGGGACAGUAUCAAUUUGUGAAAUCUGAUCAUCCUAGAGAUUUGAUGACCGUAGAUUUUUUUGGAUCUCUGCCGCGGUCGAUUGGUGACGUCGAAUAUAUUUUCGUUGUGCUUGAUGCGUAUUCUAAAUACGUUAGAUUAUAUGCAAUUGAGAAAGAAACAACAAGGGCUGCUCUUCAUAGAAUAUUGAAUAAAUACAUUUCGGAAACGAGAAAACCUAAAAGGCUUUUAGCAGAUAAUAGUAGACAGUUUACCUCUCCUAGCUGGAGUAGAGCGUUGCAGGAAGUUGGUAUACAACCAGUUUUUUGUUCUAUCGGACACCCUCAAAGUAAUCCAACUGAAAGGGUUAUGCGGGAAAUAGGCCGACUUUUUCGAACACUUUGUUCAGAAUCUCACACGCGUUGGGAAAAACAUCUGCCAAAAAUGGAAUGUUAUUUAAAUGUAACAACUCAUAGUAGUACGGGUUUCUCAUCUUACGAAUUGCACUCUGGUGUUAAACCUCAUGAUUGA